GAUAUAUCAAAACACAUGUCUGGCAUCACAGUGAACACGGCCAUUUUGCGGCCAUUUUAUUUUCCCCUGUCGCUGGGCAGGCCGGUUGAGGAGGAAUAAUUCCGUAUUAUUCUUCCAAGGCAUAAAAACGCGUAAAAUUGUUUGAAUGAAGUGAGAAGUGCAACAUAAAUCAUGGCGCGAUACGGUCAAAGACCGGAAAAUGCCCUUAAACGGGCCAAUGAGUUUAUGGACCUUGACAAACCGGCCAGAGCCCUGGACACGCUGCAAGAGGUGUUCCGCAACAAGAAAUGGGCUUACAACUGGUCCGAGUCGGUCCUCGAGCCGAUCAUGUUCAAGUACCUGGAGCUGUGUGUGGACCUUCGCAAGUCGCACAUAGCCAAGGAAGGUCUAUUUCAAUACAGGAACAUGUUUCAGUCUGUCAAUGUUGGGUCACUGGAACAAGUAAUACGAGGAUAUCUACGCAUGGCGGAAGAGCGUACAGAGGCUGCGCGGGCGCAAUCGACGCAGGCCGUGAUAGACACGGACGAUUUGGACAACUUGGCCACGCCAGAAAGCAUACUACUCAGCGCUGUGUCGGGGGAGGAUGCGCAGGAUCGUUCCGAUAGAACUAUACUUACACCAUGGGUGAAAUUCCUGUGGGAAUCGUACUGUCAAUGUCUGGAGUUGUUGCGUACCAACGCUCACGUCGAGACGCUGUACCACGACAUCGCGCGGAUGGCAUUCCAAUUCUGCCUCAAGUACUCGCGCAAAACCGAGUUCAGGAAACUCUGUGACAAACUAAGGAAACAUCUUGAGGACAUUUGUAAACCCAAUGUACAAACUGGUAAUGUGAGCAUCUCCAAGCCUGAGACGCAGCAACUGAACUUGGAGACCAGAUUGUUCCAACUGGACUGUGCUAUUCAGAUGGAGUUGUGGCAGGAAGCCUACAAAGCAAUUGAAGACAUCCACAACCUAAUGAACAUGUCAAAGAAAACUCCUGUUGCCAAGACAAUGGCCAACUACUACGGAAAGUUGGCGCUUGUUUUCUGGAAGGCGGGCCACUGCUUGUUCCACGCGGCUGCGUUGCUGAAACUCUUCCAACUGUCGCGAGAGAUGAAGAAAAACAUCACCCAAGAGGAGCUGCAAAAAAUGGCGUGUCGCGUGCUAGUCGCAGUGCUCUCUGUGCCGUUGCCGUCUCUGCACCCUGAGUUCGACCGCUUCGUGGAGACCGACAAGAGUCCUGUCGAGAAGGCGCAGCGGCUGGCGGUGCUUCUUGGUCUGGCGCAACCGCCGACGCGAGCUAGCUUGCUGAAAGAUGUGGUCCGUCUGAACGUGGUGGCGCUGGCUUCGCCACAGCUACAGCAGCUCUACGCGUGGCUCGAGGUGGAGUUCGACCCGCUCACCAUCUGCCACAACGUGCACUCCAUCGUCAAGUCGCUGCAGGAGGAGCCCAACUCUCCACUCGCCCAAUACACUACGGCCCUGUCCGACGUGGCGUUGGUCCGUCUGAUCCGUCAAGUGGCGCAGUGCUACGCGUGCGUGCAGUUCUCUCGCCUGCUGGAGCUGGCUGCGACCGACGACCUGUUCCACCUCGAGCGGCUGCUGGUCGACUGCGUGCGACACAACGACAUGCAGAUACGCAUCGAUCACGCUAACAAAUGUGUUCACUUUGGAGUGGAGGCAGGCGGCGGCGAAUGGUGUUCUGCUGCCGACGAAGCAUGCGGUGGCGCUAUUCUUCAGGCCACACCUGCUGAACAGGUCCGCGAGCAGCUGGUGCGCGCUGCGGAGGUGUUGUCGCGCGCAGUGAAUGCGCUGUUCCCCGCGCGCCGCCGCGCCGAGCGCGAGCGCGCGCGCACGCACAUGGUGCAACACUACCACGAGCACAAGCACGCCGAGCACCAGCGCGUGCUGCAGCGGCACAAGAUCAUCGAGGAGCGCAAGGAGUACAUCGAGCGGCUCAACACUGCGCGCGAGGAGGAGGAACUCAGACGUCAAGAAGAGCAACUGCGCGCCGCUGCCGCGGCCGAAGCACGUCGUCAAGAGCAAGAGCGCGAGGAACGCGAGAAGAAACGUCACGCGUCGGAGCUAGCCGCUAUGCGUGAGCGGCACUUGCGCGAGCGCAUGGCGCACAUCUCGCAGACCGCACACGGACAGAAGAUGCUCGGCAAGCUCAACGAGGAGGAUCUGAAGAAAAUGGACGCAGACACGAUCGCCCAGCGCGAGGCUGAAGAAUUGAUGAAGGAACGUCGCGACUUGCAAGCUAAACUUAAAACGCAAGAGAAGAAGGUUGACUACUUUGAAAGAGCCAAGCGCUUGGAGGAGAUUCCGUUGCUCCAGAAGAAUCUGGAAGAGAAACAAGUUCAAGAUAAAGCAUUUUGGGAGCAACAGGAGAAGGAGCGCAUUCAACAACUCAUUGAGGCCCGCGCGAACGACGUGGCGUCGGCGAGCCGCAUGUCGCGCAUGGCGCCGCACCGCGACCUGUUCAUGGCGCGCCUGCGCUCGGAGCGCGGCGCCGCGCACGUCGCGCGCCUCGCCGCCUUCAACGACAAGCUCGCGCACGAACGAGAGAAGCGCCUCGCCGAGAGACGCACGCAGAGACGAGAGAAGCGCAGGCAGGAGUGGCUGGCAGAGAAGCACCGUGCGGAAGAGCGUGCGGCUGAGGAGGCUCGCCGUCUUAAGGAGGAGGAGGAACGCAAGGAGCGCGAGGAACGCGAGAGGAAACACCAAGAGGAACUCGCCGCGCUCAGGGAACGCAAGGAGAAGGAAGAACGCGAACAUCAAGAAAUGUUGGCCCGCGUUGAAGCCAAAGCGCGCGCUAAAGAAGCGGAAGUACAACGCAAACUGGAGGAACAGAAAACGGCCGCAGCUAGCGCGUGGCGUCGUGGCGGCGCACAACCCGAAAAAGAGAAAGACGAAUCGGCCUGGCGCCGCGCAGGCGCACCACCCGAGAAAGAGAAGGGAGAUGGGUGGCGACGCGGACCUCCCGGCCCUGAGAAAGAAAAGGAUGAGAGCGAGUGGCGACGCGGAGCACCCCCUGGUGGCGACAAGGAGAAGGAUGAUGCAUGGCGCCGAGGACAACCUGGCGGAGGGUAUAAGAAGGAAGCCGUUCCAGGCAACGUGUGGCGCAAGGAUGAUAAGGAGCCAGAGAAGAAAUCAGAACCGUGGCGCUCCAGUCGCAUGCGCGAGACAGGAGGUCGUUCACCCGAUAGGAAACCGAUGGAUGAUAGGCGCGACGACCGUGGUCCAAGAGACGACCGUGGCCCAAGAGACGACCGCGCCCCGAGAGACGACCGUGCCCCGAGAGACGACCGCGGCCCGCCCGGCGAUAAGGAGAAAGAUGAUGACGUGUGGCGCCGCGGCCCGCCCGCCUCCACCCGCAUGCGCUCGCCUGAUAGGCGCCGCGACGACCGUCCGCCGCCCGACGAUAGACGCGAUGACCGCGGUCCCAGAGAUGACCGUGGUCCCAGAGACGACCGUGGCCCGAGGGACGACCGCGGUCCAAGGGAUGGAGGCGAGUGGCGUCCGGCCAACCGUGAUUCCGAGAGGGCUCGUUACGGCGGUCGCUCGAGCGGCCCAGAAGGCGCAUGGCACCGCGGCGGUUCCGAUGCACCUUCUGGCCCACCGGACCGUGGCUCGUGGCGGUCCAAGGACGGACCGUCGCGGGACGACCGCUACCGCGACGCGCCGCGCGACCGUUACCCGCCGAGGAGAGACGACAGACGUGACGAUCGCGACGGCCCCAGGCGCGACGAUCGUGAUGGACCACGACGCGACGACCGCGACGGGCCGCGUCGCGACGACAAGGACGGACCGCGCCGCGACGACCGCGACCGCCGCCCGCCGCCGCGCCGCGACGAUAAACCCCGCGAUGCUGACGGUGACAGCUGGCAGCAAGUCACAAGGCGUUGAGAGCGUCACCUCGUCGUUCAAUCACUUUAUACGUUCAUAUAGAGCUUGCAUAUUAUAUUCCCAUCGUUUUUACCAACUAAUGUUUAAAGGAUUGUCAUUAUACCCCCCAUCUUGCAAUUUAAGGGUUCAGAAUAUAUAACGUAUCGUCUAAAAAAUAUAUAAUUCGGUAUUUACGCCUUAUAUGGACAAUUUAUUGUAAAUUGAUAAAUAAUGUAACGCAAAAUUAUAACUUCAGUUGUAUCAAAAAUAUGUUUACAAUACCAUGAUGUGUAAAACUGAACCCAAUAAAAUUGCCUCAUAUAUCAUCAGUGUUUUUAAUUACCUACUCUGUUUUGCGAUUUAGUAUACUAUAAGCCAGGAGUGGUGAACCUUUUUUGGCUUACGUGUCAUUAAUGGAAAAAAUCAUAAUGUGCCUGUACUCUUAGGGCUGGCCUUACUAUUCAAGAGCGAGUUUUUUUUAGCUCCAACUACAUUUUUCUUGGCAUACAUUCUCAAUUAGUGUCGAAUUAGGUUCUCGCGUGCCAAUGGUUCGCCAUCCCUGCUGUAAGCUAAUGCGUGGUUGUGGGCUUUGUUUUUACUCGCUUAUGCAUAUUUCGACAUUUUAAUGCAACGUAUUGUUAAAUAAUGACUAGAUAAUAUUAGAUAAAAUUAAUCGUCGCACAUAAGACCUACGACAUGCGUCAUGAAUAUAUUGCCUUAGAUAAAUCGAUAAGCAGCCAAAUUGUCUAUAGAAUUUACCAGACUGCUUACAUUUCAUGUUAUUAGAAGUAAAUAUUGACAAUAUUAUGUACAAAUUACAAUUUUAUUCACUUACUGCCAUUUACAAAAUCUCAUACAAUAAGUAUAUACACGUAUGGUUAUGCAACUCGUCAUAUUUCAGUACUCAAUAAAUGGUCGGAAUGAAAA
Molecule: messenger RNA, 4794 nt
Organism: Manduca sexta (tobacco hornworm)
Lineage: Eukaryota; Metazoa; Arthropoda; Insecta; Lepidoptera; Sphingidae
Gene: eIF3a
Product: eukaryotic translation initiation factor 3 subunit A
Exons: 24
Coding region: 172-3888 (1238 amino acids)
Biological process (GO): formation of cytoplasmic translation initiation complex; translation reinitiation
Cellular component (GO): multi-eIF complex; eukaryotic translation initiation factor 3 complex, eIF3m; eukaryotic translation initiation factor 3 complex, eIF3e
Molecular function (GO): mRNA binding; translation initiation factor activity
Source: RefSeq, a predicted model, not a curated record